This is a messenger RNA of Colletotrichum chrysophilum, 570 nucleotides long. RefSeq lists its product as uncharacterized. The transcript is spliced from 3 exons. NCBI's taxonomy places the organism in Eukaryota, Fungi, Ascomycota, Sordariomycetes, Glomerellales, Glomerellaceae. Gene Ontology annotation, molecular function: FAD binding. The record is from RefSeq and is a predicted model, not a curated record. The coding region runs from base 1 to 570 and encodes 189 amino acids.
AUGUCUCCCCGACUUCCUCGCCUAUCCGCUCUGGCGACAGUCGUCCUUGCCAGUCUUGCAUCUGCAACCCCUCGGCUGGUCGCUCGGCAAGCCAAUGAGACCCUGGGCAGAGGUUGUGCUGCUCUCGUCCACGCCGGCCUCUCACCGCAACUGUAUUUCUCGGCCGAUAGCGAGUACGUCGAGACGCUUGAGUCGUACUACGACGGAGCCGUCCAGGAGGUGACCCCGCGGUGCGUGUUCAAGCCGGAGAACACGGCGCAGGUCGCGACCGCUCUGAGAGCCCUCAGCGCUGAGGAUGGCGGCUGUUGGACGGUGGCGAUUCGUAGUGGAGGGCACUCGCCUGUCCCGAAUAAUAAUGCCCAGAAUGGUGUGACGAUUGAUCUUGGCCGGCAUGAUUCGGUCACGUACAGGGAGGAUGAACAUGCCGAGAAGGGACACGGAGUCGCCUCUAUCGGCUCUGGUGCCAGAUGGGGCGAUGUCUACACCGAGCUUGAGAAAGAGGGCGUCAUGGUCACCGGGGGACGGGAAGGUCAUGUUGGUGUCGGAGGAUUUCUUCUCGGCGGCGGUUAG